AUGACUUCGGUCUCUACUUCAUCCGUAGAAUCAUUUGACGGCGCGUCAGAUACUGAUGUUGCUUGGAUUCUGUCUUCCCCGCCUCCCACUGGACAGACGUCAGAGUAUCUCAAGCGCGUAUCGACGCCGGGGCUAAACGAGCCUGCGAAGCAUCCGCGCUUCUACUACAAAGACGGCUCGCUCACGUUCUGGAUGAACGAUGUCGUGUUUCGUGUCCACGGGUCUAUCUUCGCGUCUCUGUCGCCCAUCUGGGCGAAGAGACUUGAAUCGGUAGAGACUAUGGACAUAGUGGGACGGGACAUCGGUGUGUCGGCGUCUGAGCUAUCUAGUUUUCUCUCGAUUCUGUACCCCAGGGGCUUUUACACGCCUGAACUGAACUCUGUCACGGAAUGGAUCUCUACGCUGCGGCUCGCUAGCAUCUGGGCUUUUGAUGGUAUCCGGGAGCUCGCUAUCCGGGAACUUGACGGUCGUCUACCGCCUCUUCAACGGCUCGUGCUAAGCCGGGCGUACGACAUACCGAGCUGGCUUCCGGAUGCCUUCGUCAACUUGAUCUUACGUGAAGCUUCUCUCUCAAUGGCCGAGAUGAAGAUGUUGGAAUCAAACAUCCAGGACAUUGCCCACAUCACCAGCGGCAGAGAGGCUGUCCUGUGCAGGAAAGUCUCGGCCAACGCACGCUCUGUGCGCGCCCAUGUCUUGAAGCAUAUCGUUCAGAUACCUGCACAAUCUGAAAAGGAGUCGCUUCCCGCACCCACCAAAUCUUCUGUGACAGAACCUGCACAGACCUCAGUCGAAGCGGCCCCCGCGGCGGCCGAGACGACCAUGACACCACAAACUCUUCCAUCCGCGCGUCCUGAUGAUACCAACACCCAAUUCACCUUCGAGGAGUCUCAAGCGCUGAAGACCGCGCUGUCGAACUACGACUACGACACAGCGAUUCAAUACGCUCGUGUCGAAACCCUCCCGGUCUUCUGCGAAGCCAUCGCUCUAUCCGUAGACGACCUCGACUGGUUGUCUAACUACGAGAAGCUCACGUUCGCCAUCGUGAGGCUCGUUGUUCUCGACGCGUCUUCUCACCAAAGGUCGCUUCGCUUGCUUGAGUUCCUGGCUGUCAUAUCCGAGCCUAAGAAGGGUUUGUUCCGCAAAUACAAGGCUUUACUCAAAGCUAUUGUGGAGGAGCUACGCGAUACCUGGCGUCAUAUAGACGUUUGUGGGUAUAUCACUGAUGAAUCCGUCAGGCGAUUGGCCUCCUUCGACGGCCACGCGAAGGCCUUCAAAGUGCUCGGUCCUCGAGACUUCCUCGUGGCAUUCCCUAGCGUGUGUAUUCAGAGGAGUUUGAACCUAAAGCCUUUCAUAGCAGCGCUCGGAGAGGAGACGUUUGUGGAGUAG
Messenger RNA from Peniophora sp. CBMAI 1063, 1386 nucleotides. Lineage: Eukaryota; Fungi; Basidiomycota; Agaricomycetes; Russulales; Peniophoraceae. The record is from the annotation of a GenBank genome assembly.